Messenger RNA from Megalobrama amblycephala (Wuchang bream), 2604 nucleotides. RefSeq names its product opsin 7, group member a (gene opn7a). The record is from RefSeq and is a predicted model, not a curated record. Lineage: Eukaryota; Metazoa; Chordata; Actinopteri; Cypriniformes; Xenocyprididae. Bases 815 to 2182 code for a protein of 455 amino acids. Gene Ontology annotation, molecular function: G protein-coupled receptor activity. Gene Ontology annotation, cellular component: membrane. Gene Ontology annotation, biological process: G protein-coupled receptor signaling pathway. The transcript is spliced from 5 exons.
UUGGGUUGUUUUUAACCCAGCAUUUUUAGAGUGUAAGUUGCUAUAAACACAGCCACAUAAUAUUUCUAUACAUUUAAAAAUAAUGCUUAUACUGUAUAUCUCCAUAUUAACAGGCAAACAAUAGUGUGACUAAUUCCGAGUCUUGAAGAGUAAACUCUCAAGUGUUGGCUUUCUAAGUUCAUGUUGGUUAUGUGUCUAUUCAGAAUGACUUCUGAGCAGCAACCUUUUUGUUUUGGGUAUGUCAUUUUGCCCCCCUUGCCAAAAUGGGGGUUGCAUGGAAGGGGUUAAACAGAAAUGCAGGGGCAAAGACUUGUGUAUUUUCUUAGAAAUGCAUAAAGCAUUUUAGAAAAAAUAUCCACAGUGAAAGCUUUAUAUAUUAAUUUCAGUAAAAGCAAUAUUUAAAAGGUUGGAAUGAAUUAUGUACAAAGUCGUGCAAAUUGGUUGACAUUUAAAAAUAAUCUUUUUUUUUAUUUUAGCAUUUAAACAGUCAAAUCCAUUAAAUAAUGAGACUAAGUUCAACGUCCUACAAAUUAUAUUAGUAGUAAUUUAUGGGUAUACAUGGCACUGAUUCCUGACUCAUUCUCAGAUAUGUCAAAAUAAUGUACUCAAAGAGUAUUGAGGCAGUUCAUUAGCAGUCUUCUGUAAUCCACAUAUCUGCUCUGUGAGUGUGUGAGUUUAAGACUUUUUUUUUUUUUUUUUUUUUUUUUUUUGAGGUUUUCCUUAGUGUUUAUUUUUCUUGUCCACUGAUGAUGGAAAAAAUUUCCACAGUCACUCCAGAUCUCUCUCUCUCUCUGUGUGUGUGUGUGUGUUACAGAUGCGAGGACUGGAUAACACCACCUUCUAUUCUAACAUCCCUGUGGCUGCUGACAUCACAGUGGGUGUGGUUUACUCCCUUUUUGGUGUUUGUUCGCUAUGUGGAAACAGUAUGCUGCUGUAUGUGUCCUACAAGAAGAAGCACCUGUUAAAACCAGCCGAGUUCUUCAUUAUUAACCUGGCCAUCAGUGACCUGGGAAUGACCCUCAGCCUCUACCCCCUCGCGGUCACCUCAAGCCUCGCCCACAGGUGGCUUUAUGGAAGGACAGUCUGUGUAAUCUAUGCCUUCUGUGGUGUUUUGUUCGGGAUCUGCUCUCUGACCACUCUCACUAUACUCAGCACUGUUUGCUGCCUCAAAGUCUGCUAUCCACUUCAUGGUAAUAGGUUCAGCUAUGAGCACGGUCGUGUGUUAAUAGCAUGUGCGUGGGCCUAUGCUCUCGUGUUCGCUUGCUCCCCUCUUGCCCACUGGGGGCAGUAUGGUCCUGAACCCUACGGCACGGCCUGCUGUAUCGACUGGGCCUGGUCCAAUCACAACUCAGUUGCCCGCUCCUACACCACAGUGCUCUUCAUCGCCUGUUACCUGCUGCCGUGCGGCAUCAUCAUUGUCUCCUACACACGCAUACUGCUCACGGUCCGAGAGUCCCGCAGAGCUGUGGAGCAGCACGUCUCAGCACAGACACGCAUGGGGAACAUCCAGGCCAUUAUAGUGAAGCUGAGUGUGGCGGUGUGUAUAGGAUUCUUCACUGCAUGGAGUCCAUAUGCACUGGUGUCUAUGUGGGCGGCGUUCGGCCAUUUUGAGGACAUCUCGCCCCUGGCCUUUGCCAUCCCUGCGGUUUUUGCCAAAUCCUCCACCCUUUAUAACCCUCUGAUCUACCUCUUGCUUAAACCCAACUUCCGCCACCUUCUCUGCAAGGACAUGCGCUCCCUGCGAGGGGCUUGUGUGCACCACUGCCUGUGCCAGUGUUUUCCCCGCUGGAGCUACCGCCCAUCUCUGGCCCUCAGUCUGCGGCCCCUGCGGCGAAGAGGCCAAUCCAUCUCAGAUUCCAUGGCGGGGCCCGUGGGUCAUUGUCACUGCCCUUGCGAGAGGUGCAACGACCCGUUUGAACAGUUUAAGCACUACCCACGCCGCUGUCCCGUCAAUGUGAACACUGUGCAAUUGUCUCUGCAGGACAGCACCGAACCCGAAUUGGAGCCGGAACGAGAACCUAGAGUGAUAAACGAACUCAAACCAAAGAGCCAAACAGUGGAGUGUAAGAAGUCCGUGCGGGUGAUUGUGAGGGGGCGGAAAUGCUCCGAGAUUGACAGUCUGGAGAUCACCUUGGAAACGGUGCCUUCUCAUGGCAAAGCUGCCAAAAACGGCAAACCAUAACACCUGAGCCUAUGUGUGUUUAUACUCGUGCGGUGAGUGUGUGUAUUCACUUGUCUCAAAGGGGAGUAAAUAGACUUUCACAUAUGCCUCAAUUAAGAUGCUGAGAGCAAAAUAUUUCCGAACAAUGUACUGAUGAUUGUUUUUUAAUUUUUAUUUAUUUAUUUGGAACAAGUGGUUUCUUAUGGACAAUUGACACAAUGUAUGAGUUUUUUGUUUUUUGGGCUCAUUGAACUUUUAAAUGAAGUGUUACGCACAUCUUAGCUAUCUGCUGAGGGAACAAACACAUAUGCAUUCUUGAUAGUCGCUCUGGUACACGUGAAGGUGUUGGAGAAACCUGUUUGGAUUUAAAUAGGCAAAUACUUAAGAUUCUAUGAUUGGAUCAUUAUUGCUGUUAUUAUUAUGUUUCUAGCAUGUUGUAUGUU